Messenger RNA from Scatophagus argus, 2216 nucleotides. It is a transcript of the gene arhgdia, whose product is annotated as Rho GDP dissociation inhibitor (GDI) alpha. The record is from RefSeq and is a predicted model, not a curated record. Gene Ontology annotation, cellular component: cytoplasm; membrane; cytosol. The transcript is spliced from 6 exons. Gene Ontology annotation, molecular function: protein binding; Rho GDP-dissociation inhibitor activity. Gene Ontology annotation, biological process: Rho protein signal transduction. Lineage: Eukaryota; Metazoa; Chordata; Actinopteri; Scatophagidae. Bases 164 to 781 code for a protein of 205 amino acids.
CCAUCCCCGUACAAACCUGCUUUUAUUUUGGAGGCAGUAAACCGGACGUUGUCUGCUCCGUCUGUCCGUUGGCUCAGAUUUUCCUCUCUGCAGCUUCACUUCAUUCUCUCUCAUCACCAUUCACAGGAGACUGCCCCAGCCUUCCAGCGGUAUAACGUACACAAUGGCUGAGCAGGAGCCCACACCAGAGCAGCUGGCAGCGAUUGCAGUAGUCAACGAAGACGCCGAAGGCCAAGUCAACUACAAACCUCCCGCCCAGAAGAGCUUACAGGAGAUCCAGGAGCUGGACAAAGAUGAUGAGAGCCUGCGCAAGUACAAGGAGGCCCUGCUGGGCAAGACUGCUGUGGCUGCAGAUCCCACCUGCCCUAACGUCCAGGUGUUGCGAAUGACCUUAGUCUGUGACUCAGCGCCACAACAGCUGGCACUCGACCUGACAGGAGACUUAGAGAACUUCAAGAAGAACCCGAUGAUGCUGAAGGAGGGAGUUGAAUACAGAAUAAAGAUCACCUUCAAGGUCAAUAAGGAGAUUGUGUCAGGCCUGAAGUACUGUCAGCAGACAUUCAGGAAAGGAGUAAAGGUGGACAAAUCAGAUUACAUGGUCGGCAGCUACGGGCCCAGGCCAAACGAGGAAUACGAGUUCCUGACCACCGUGGAGGAGUCACCCAAAGGGAUGUUUGCCCGCGGCACCUACACCAUCAAGUCCAAGUUCACUGAUGACGACAAACACGAUCAUCUCUCCUGGGAAUGGAAUCUCACUAUCAAGAAGGAUUGGAAAGAUUGAUUCCUCUUGGCCACCCAUCACCAACAUCUUCCUCUAUUUUGCCCCUCUUUCUUUUUCCUUCUCUGAUUCCCGUCUGGAUCCAUCUCUGGAUUACGUGUGGAUUUAAGCUUUUGCUCUCUCCGUCCAUUGACACCAGCUCUUAGUUUCCUAUUUUUUUUUUUUCAAUUCUAAAUUCCAAUUGCAUCACCAUUCCUCCCAUCUUAAUCAUUUCAUUUGUUUGCACCUGCUCUUUUGUUAGUAUUAAAUCCUUUAAUACGGAGAAAGCAAACAGUGCGCACAAUCCAGAUUUUUCGUUUGUUUAUAAAAUAGAAACAAGUUAAAAAAAAAAUCUGAUAAAAGUGAUGAUUCCUGCUGCCCCCUUUCCUUAUUCUUUUCUUCCCCCCUUUGACUCUUCUCUAUUUUUCAGAUUCUUUUGUAUGAUUACCGCGAUCUGCCUUUGAAUGCAUUGUACAGGAAGUAGUAGUGCUGUAUGUACGUGGCCACUGAGCAAUCAUUGCUGGACACAAGUCUUUGACACAGCCCUCCUAAAGCCUUUGAGCAGAUUAUUUGUACCAGGGUCUUGGUAAAUUAUUUGGAAUUCAGGCUACCUCUUUUUCAAAUGAUUUAGCACUGUACAAAGUCUGCUGAGAGAACGGGGGAGGGGAUGGCCUCCUUGUGACUCCUUACUUUAGGUGUAGCUGUUCCUCUUCUGAUCAGGGUAUUUUGGCAGUUUGUUCAGCAGCCACGUGGCCUUAACGAGAACCCCUGGGAAGAAAAAGACAACCCAGUUGAGCCAUUUGCCUUCAUAUUAUAUUUACCAGACCAGCACGUGAGCCUGUUUCAACAGUACUUGUAAUACAUGAAUGGGGCAUCAGGACUGCAAAUUUUUAACACCUUUAUUUCAGGUAGAAGGUAGAAACCAUUAUGUGUUGGUGUGGAGCGUAGCUCUAUUUACAAACACCUUUUUCAUUGCAGUAGUUCUCCAAAUAUCAGUUAAAUGAACUUGUUUUUUUAGAUCAUUUACAACAACUGUAAAUACAAGUCUGAGUUGUACUAAUGGCUUUUUGUUACCCAGUGUCCUCUCUAGUCCCUGAGGCCAUAUUUUCCAGUUUAAAGAUUACCAACACUGACUGUGCCUCCAGCCUCAUACAACCACAUGCUGCUCCCACUGAGUCAGCAGCACUCUGAGCUCAACACCAGUGAGGUGAAACACUGUCUGUAAUUGACUUUUAAACCAGUACGGAGACAUCAGCCCACAAGGAGACAUCAAUUGAGAACACACUUGCCAUAUUAAAGUGAUUUGUUGUUUUUUUUUUGUUUUUUUAAAUACACUCCAUAAAUCUGCUGUCAUGGACUGAUGUUUCUCUCAGUGGGUUGGGUUUGACUCAAUGUGUGCUACUUGUAUUACCUACAGUUUACUGAUCUCCUGUGUUCACAUUAAAGUGUUCAGACUGGG